GCGAAGCUGAGAUUAAAGCGAGAAGAAGAAAAAAAGUUUUCGUUUCUCUUUCUUUGUCUCUCAUGUCCAAGCCGAGUGUAUAAAGUUCAACUUAAGUAGUGAAGAAGAAAACGCUAAAGCUUCAAGACGCGAGAAUUAAGUGUAAGGAAAAAAAAUAAUAUUUUUAUUUUUUGAGCAACGUUUUACAAUUCCAUCAACACAGCAGCGUACAUUGCUUACAAAAGAGUUGACUUCAUAAUUUUAUAAUCAAAUAUUGCAAAGAUGUUCUCAACUUCAAUCUACAGAGAAGUGUCAAGCACAACAAGUUUAUUCCAACAACAACCGAACUACGACUUAAACGCUUUCUUAAGUGACAACAAUUCAACAUCCUAUGGUAUCGACAGUUUUGAUCUUUCACUCUUGGGAUCUGAUUACUCAUUCGACAAUUAUCAAAAUCCACAAAUUAAAUGUGAAGAUGUCGUCAUACCGUCAAUUGAAACGGCUAACAAUUUAACAUUGUCGAUAGAAAUUGAUAACAGCGGUUAUCAAUAUCCUACGCAAACCCAAUUAAAGCAGGAAGAUAACCUGGAUUGGAAGCAGCAACAGUACUAUUUACAGUCAUCCUCAUUGCUUUCACCAAUCAGUCCAGCUACAACCAUUAACAGUUCACCAUCGCCUUGUCCGUCUGUUGAAUAUUCGACGAAUAUCAAGCAAGAGCAACAACUUUUAUUGCCACCAUCACCGCCUGAUUCUAAUGGUGUUCCAUCACCACAAAGCAUCCAUUGUUGUGAUAACUUUAAAGUUGAACAGUUUGACGAUCAAACUUAUUCAGUGUUGAGCCCCAAUUGUGCUGAGAAUUCAAUCGAUAUAAAGUAUUUACUUGAAUCAACGACGAGUGGUAAACAAAAGCAGCAAGAUCAUCAAGUUUUACGUGAAUUUCUUCAAGAUACUUCUUUCCAACGCAAACAUAAUUUAAAACCUUUGGCGCUGGAGUCUUUGUUCGGUGGAUUGACUCAGCAAGGCGACAUUGAGCCAGUCAUUUCACUCGCCCUUCAACAUGCGAAACAGGAAGUUCAAGCGACAUGUAGUGCUUUGAAGAUCUCGCCAGAUCCCCAACAAUGGACUGAACAGCAAGUGCAGUUAUGGAUCAAUUCGACAAUCAAGCAAUUCAAACUCGAAUCAACUGGCAACUUUGAACUUUUGUUUCCCGAAAAUGGUCAAAUGUUUGCUAUGCUGAGUGAUGAAGAAUUCAUUCAUCGUGCCCCACAGAUUGGCAGCAUUUUACAUGCGCAGUUAGAAAUAUGGAAGGCAGCUUAUGUCGAUGCUUCGUAUAAUGAUAGCAAUGUUUUGACGUCAUCAACAGCCGUUGGAACGUCGUCUACAGCAAACACAGCUGGCUCGUCUAUCAACUCAAAUUUAUCGCAGACUUCUUUAUGGAAUCAAAUGCUUAAUGAUGACAGCGAAAUAAGUGACGAUGACGAUUCUGAUUUACCUAUGGAAGUUGAUUUGAGUGCUUCACCAACAACGAAAUCACUUGCAGAUGCGACUGAUGUGCAAGGUGAAACAUCAAACACACCAACGACAGUGCCAACAAGUGGAAAAGCAAAAACACCGAAGAAACAUCACACUCAUUUGCAAAAGAAAGGCGCUCAAUCAUCUCACAUUCAUUUAUGGCAGUUUUUAAAGGAAUUAUUGGCAACACCUCAGGCUCACGGUACCGCUAUUCGUUGGCUUGAUCGCUCGAAAGGAAUCUUCAAGAUCGAAGAUUCUGUAAGAGUAGCGAGAUUAUGGGGACGUCGUAAGAACCGUCCCGCAAUGAACUACGACAAACUUUCACGCUCCAUCCGACAAUAUUACAAGAAAGGAAUCAUGAAGAAGACGGAGCGUUCACAACGCUUAGUCUAUCAAUUUUGUCAUCCAUACAGCUUGUAAGAUUAACUUAAUUGAAUACAAUUAACAAUUAAUCGUUAGUUUAUAAGCUUAUGGUGUGGAUGAUUGAAUGAUUGAGAUUAAGUGAUUUCAUAAGUUAAAAUUUUAAUUUUAUCUUUAUUCUUGUUAACGUCGAAGUUAAGAGUUUUGUUAUUUAGAAGAGUAAUUAAUAAGCUAUCGUCAAAUGGCAUUAGUAUGAUGUCAUAGUCGAUGUUUAGAAGUUUAUUUUUUAGUUGUCCUAUGACGUAGUUCAACAUAAGCACAACAAAUGGUGGGAAGGUAAUUUCUCAUUCCAUUUAUUCAAGAAAUUAACAUCCGAGUCCUGAAAAACAAAAGCAAAUGUAAAGUUUGCUGAUCAGCAGAGUUACCAACCGAGUAGAUUCUAAAUCGCAUUGGCGAUUGUAAGUUUUCUCUUUCGCAAAUCGUUGUCACACUCUCUCAAGAAGAAACAAAGUCAGAUAGAAUGCGGAUAUACGUGAGAUUACAUAUUUUUAUAUUUUCUGAAAAUGUGAAACUUGUUUGUGCCCGCGUUUAAUUCUUUCCCGGCUUUGUGUGUGUGUGUAUGUGCGAUUAGCAAGCGAAAUGAGUCGAAAGUGUUUGGUAAAAUUUUGUCCCAUAUAUCUAUGA
Clunio marinus is the source of this 2535-nucleotide messenger RNA. Lineage: Eukaryota; Metazoa; Arthropoda; Insecta; Diptera; Chironomidae. The record is from the annotation of a GenBank genome assembly.